AUGUUGACCGUACUUCUUUUGCUGCUGCUGCACGAAUCACUGGCUGACCAAGAACUGAUGAGUAAACUGGAGCGGGAGAUUGAGAGGCAGAUUGGGGCUCCAGCUGCAAUGAUGUGGAUGCUGUGUGACCAGCCGCUCACCAGCCGCUGUUGGCCUCACCAGCUGUUGUUUAUCCGGGGCCUUGAAGUGGAGAGGGUGAGCAGCUUUAGGUACCUGGGCGUCUACAUCUCUGAGGACCUCACCUGGACACUGAACACCACACAGCUGGUCAAGAAGGCUCAGCAGCGGCUGUAUUUCCUGAGGAGGCUGAGGAAAUUUGGUAUGUCGGUCAAGAUCCUCAGCAGGGUCUACAGCUGCAUGGUGGAGAGCACACUGACAAGCUGCAUCACUGCAUGGUCCAGCAGCACUACUGCCAUGGACUGCAAACACCUGCAGAGAGUGAUAACAACUGCUUGGAAGAUCACUGCUGUCACUGCAGAGCACUUACCAUCGCAGAGCCCAGAGGAGAGCUGCCUCCAUCCCCAAAGACCCCCCACACCCCCAACACGGACUGUUCACACUUCUGCCAUUGGGAUGGAGGUUCAGAAGUUGUGCCUCACCAUUUCUACUUACACCACUGAAAUUAAUGGAACUAAUGCAAACAUCACUGCACAUCAAAGUACGGUGGACUGUCAGAUGGACUGUCAGACUUCCUGCGUCUUUCUAUGCAUUCCUGGAGAAGAGGCAUGGUUCAAUGAUCACACUUGCUACCUGAACCCAUGCCUGAACAGUUCCAUCUUGCAACUGAUUGAUUCACUGGAUUAUAAACAGAAAAACUUGAUAACACUCUUCAACAUGAGAAACUCGUGUUUGGACCUCUUCAAUAAUAAUCAAAAACUCAAACAGAUCUUUAUAAAUGAAGAAAGAAAGGCCAUCCAUACCCUCAUAAAUAACACCCAGACUGAGGUUGCAUUGUCCACUACCUACAACCAGCAGUACUUGUCUCUGAAUGUGAUCAACAUCAGCAAGGCCUCAGUGAAUUCCACAGUGGAAAUAGAAGCUCCCCAGCUGCACCCUGAGAAUCAUUCAUUCAUCCCUAAGAUUUGGCUGCCUGUCGAUGCUCUAAAGACCAUCCCAGAGGAGAAGAGGAUUAUUGGUUUGGUCAGCUUCAUGUAUCACGGCCAUUUCCAAUUUGAUCAGGAAAAGAUUGUAUCAGUGGUUCUCAGGAUAGAGGUGCUGGGGGAAGAGCGCCUCAGAAAUCUGUCUUCUCCAAUCAAGAUGACCUUUAGAGUUAAAACAGACAAAGGUCAACUGGAUGAUGACUCACAGUUAGUCUGUCACUAUUUUGAUGAAUUUGAUGAAAAUGGUAAGUAUAUAUCAGGCUCACCCUGGAAAACUGAUGGAUGUGAGACUCAAAGCUUCAACCGAUCAAAUGAACAGGACAUUGCGUGCUAUUGUAACCAUACAACACCGUUUGCUGUUCUUCUGAUAAGAGGUCAAAUUGCAGGAGUCCACUGGAAAAUAUUGUCAUACAUCAGUUACAUAGGCUGCGGUCUGUCAGCUUUCUUUACUGCUUUGUCUCUUUUGAUGUAUGCUUUCAGUCGUAACCACAAACUGGACUACUCACUAUCUAUUCACGUAUCCCUGAGUGGGGCCUUGUUUCUGCUCAAUUCAUCCUUCCUGCUGACUGAGUGGGGAACUACACUGGACCAAGAGGGCGUGUGUGUGUUUGUUGCAGCAUUCAUGCAUUUCUCCUUGCUCUGCAGUUUCACCUGGAUGGCCAUAGAGGGACUUCACCUCUAUCUGAUGCUGAUCAAGGUGUUUAACACCUACUACAAACACUACCUACUGAAACUUUCACUUGCGGGUUGGGGUAUUCCUGCUGUAAUUGUGGCGGUCUCUGUAGGAGUGAUGGAUUGCAAACAGUUUUAUGGAGUUAAACACAUGACCAUGGCUGACACCAACCAAACUAGUUCGAUCUGCUGGAUCACUGACGACACCUUCUUCUACUCCAUGAACCUGGUAUAUUUCAUCCUUGUUUUUGUCUUUAACACUGGCAUUCUCAUGGCAGUGGCCUCCAGCAUAUGUAAGAUGAAACAAGUGUUACAGACUACCUUAAAGACAGGAGCCACAGCUAAGGGGAAAUUAUGGGAAGUACGAGAGAGGUUUAACGCAUCCUGUAAGAGUGGCCUAACAUUGUUUGGUCUUACCUGCCUGAUGGGUACCACAUGGGGCCUGGCCUUCCUGGGUUCUGGAUAUAUCAACUACCCCAUUCUCUACCUUUUCUGUAUCCUCAACUCCACACAAGGUUUCUUUAUCUUCCUGUGGAUUUGUCUGUCAGCAAAGAAGCAGAGAAAGAGGGCUAAGGAGGACCGAACAUCUUCAGCUCCUGUGAGAACUACAGAAAUCAAAUAUGAUUAGAGUUCCUCUCUACC
Neolamprologus brichardi is the source of this 2414-nucleotide messenger RNA. Lineage: Eukaryota; Metazoa; Chordata; Actinopteri; Cichliformes; Cichlidae. The record is from RefSeq and is a predicted model, not a curated record.